Molecule: messenger RNA, 574 nt
Organism: Rattus rattus (black rat)
Lineage: Eukaryota; Metazoa; Chordata; Mammalia; Rodentia; Muridae
Product: epididymal secretory protein E3-beta-like
Exons: 1
Coding region: 13-447 (144 amino acids)
Source: RefSeq, a predicted model, not a curated record
CUGGUGCCUGCUAUGAUGUCCUCUCUAAAAGCCUGGGACACGCUCCUGCUCCUGCUGUGUCUGCAGUAUAGCCUACCUGCACAAAGCACCUCCAGGAGGCAGUUCAUGGAACAGCAUCACCUAAGUUCAAACGAAGAGUUCAGUGCCUACAGCUGUGAGGUCCUCAUGACAGAAAAGGCUCUGAGACCGAGGCUCUCACACCCGUUUGUUUAUAUGACAUGGUACAAAGUUGAGCAUAUAUGCAUUAGUAGCAACUGGAAAGAUCGCUACAAAAAUUUAUAUGUUUGGGCGCAGACCCCCAUUAAGGUCCUCAGGUGCCAGUGGGAGAACUUAAAAAGUAGAUAUACAGAGAAAAGGAGUUACAGCUAUGUUCAGUUCCACUGCAAUGCUGAUGGGUAUGUCGACAGCAUAGAGGACAUGAAGGUUCUAGAGCCCAUCUUCAUCUAGAAAGUCUCACCAGCUCUAGGCGGUUCUGAAAGAGCAGUGAGUAGUUCUCAAAUGUCAACCUCCCUCACACACCCUUCACUCCCCAUUGUGCCACCCAUCCCCCACCCUUUACCCCCUACUGUCCACC